This is a messenger RNA of Funneliformis geosporum, 354 nucleotides long. The record is from the annotation of a GenBank genome assembly. Lineage: Eukaryota; Fungi; Glomeromycota; Glomeromycetes; Glomerales; Glomeraceae.
AUGAGAAAUAAAUUUCAUCAAUUCAUUCGUCCUCAAGAUAUUCAGCCUCAUCAGUUCUUGCAACUCGGCACUACCAUGAGCAUUCAAUAUCUUCAUCUGGGGGAGGAGAAGAAAGUUUUGCAAAAACUCGCCGAGCCUUCCUCAAGUACCUCGGACUCAAAAAUCUUGAAAAUUUCUGCCUCCGUCAUGAAAAUUUCAAUAUCUGCGUUUCCUUUUCAAAAUGUAAAAGAUAAGAGAUAUAAUAAAGUUAUAAAUUUUGCAAACACCUUACUAAAAAGCAUGAGAACUUUUCUAAACAACUCGUUGUUUCUUUUUAUUCCGCCUCCAAAAUCUCGAUUUGCUCUCGUAAUUUAG